Uloborus diversus is the source of this 11238-nucleotide messenger RNA. RefSeq names its product chromodomain-helicase-DNA-binding protein Mi-2 homolog (gene Mi-2). The transcript is spliced from 43 exons. Gene Ontology annotation, molecular function: ATP binding; DNA binding; ATP hydrolysis activity. NCBI's taxonomy places the organism in Eukaryota, Metazoa, Arthropoda, Arachnida, Araneae, Uloboridae. Gene Ontology annotation, cellular component: chromatin; nucleus. Bases 79 to 6168 code for a protein of 2029 amino acids. Gene Ontology annotation, biological process: negative regulation of transcription by RNA polymerase II; chromatin remodeling. The record is from RefSeq and is a predicted model, not a curated record.
UGAGGAUUACCAUUUCCCAUAGACAUCUUCUGGAAGUGAGUGUGCGAAUGCUUACGUUGGCUACGCUGCUCGACUAAAAUGCCGACACCUUUGCGUAGAGAUGAGGAAUUAUCUGAAGAUCAAGAUGUCACAAUUGAUGAUGACGACGAUGAAUCUUUAGCUGGCACAGAAGAAGAUGAGCUUGAUGAUGGUGAUGACGAUAACACUUUGCCUGAAGAUCCAGAUGACCAAGAAAAUGAUGAAGAUGUAGCCUCCAAUCAAAAUAUUGAAGAUGAAAACUCAAACGGCAUUGAUGAUAAUGAAGUGCCAGCUGCAGAUGAAGAAGAAGAUGAUGAGGAUGACGUGGAGGAAGCUGAAACACCUCCUAAACCUAAAAAAGAGAAAGGCAAAAAACGAAAGGCCAGAACUGAAAGUGAAAGGAAAAAGGGGAAGAAGAAGAAAAAGAAAAAAGCAGUGUCUGAUAGUGGAGAAGAUAGUGAAAGCAAAUCAGGAGGUAAUGCUUCCGACAAUGACAGUGACUUUGUUGCUGAAAGUAGGAAACCUAAAAAACCCAAAGUUGAAAAGGAAUUUCAAGCUCAAAAAAGCUCAUCUGAAAUCUGCACAGAGUUUGGUUUAGAGGAUGUUGUUUUAGAUUAUACAGAUGAAGAUUAUCAAACAUUAACAAAUUAUAAACUUUUUUCUCAACACAUAAGGCCUAUCAUAGCCAAAGCUAAUCCUAAAAUUGCCAUAUCAAAAAUGGUCACUCUCAUAUCUGCAAAAUGGCGCGAGUUCCUAGAAAACAAUCCAAAUCGUGAAGCUAUCCUAGAUGAAGAAGACAGAGUUGUUCCACCAAAGCCAAAACCCAAAGAAGAGUUUGAAAAAACUUACCCAAAACCUAAGAAAUCCAAAAGCCGAAAGUCUGUACCUAUGUUGAAAAUAAAAAUUGGUGGAUUUGGAAAGAGGAAAAAGCACAGUUCUGAUGAAGAUGAGAGCUAUAGUGAUAAGAGUGAUGCAGAUUUUGAAGCUGCUUUGGAAGAAGCUCAAAAUAUGAGCCCACCUCCUGCUAAGAAAAAAAGCAAAACAAAGAAAACAAAAAAGAAGAAAAAAACUAAAACUACCGCUAGCUUUCCUGGUUCUGAAGGUGAAAAUGAUGGCUAUGAAACCGAUCAUCAAGACUAUUGUGAAGUUUGUCAACAAGGUGGAGAAAUUAUUUUGUGUGACACAUGUCCUAGAGCUUAUCAUUUGGUAUGUUUAGAUCCUGAUUUGGAAGAACCGCCUGAAGGAAAAUGGAGCUGUCCACAUUGUGAAGGGGAAGGUAUACAAGAACAAGAAGAAGAUGAGCAUAUGGAAUUCUGUCGCGUAUGUAAAGAUGGUGGAGAGCUGCUAUGUUGUGAUAGUUGUCCAUCUGCUUAUCAUACACAUUGCCUUAAUCCCCCCUUAAAAAAUGUACCUGAUGGCGAUUGGCAUUGUCCAAGAUGCGCGGAAGGGGCUGUAGCGAAAGAAGUACCUAUCAAAAAGAAAUUAGAAGAUGAAUUUAAGGCUGAACCAUUAAAAGGCAAAGUAUCCAAAAUUCUUACUUGGAGAUGGGCAGAAGUACUCAAGGUAGACGAUGAGAAAAAAGAGGGUGAAGAGAAUAAAGAAGAUGUCACAGCCCAGCCUUCAACAAGCAAAAAAGUGCAACCAAAACCGCAACGAGAAUUUUUCGUUAAAUGGCAUGAGCUGUCUUACUGGCAUUGUUCUUGGAUAACAGAAGCUCAACUGGAUUACUACCAUCCUGCUAUGUUUCGCUGCUUUUGUCGUAAAAAUGACAUGGAUGAGCCUCCUGCUUUAGAUGAUGGGAGCAGUGGUUUAGAUGCUGAGAAGAAACAAACCAGGCACCCACGUGAUAACUUGAUGAAUUUGGAAGAGAGGUUUUACCGUUACGGAAUUCGCCCCGAAUGGCUGCAAGUGCAGAAAAUCAUUAAUCAUAGGACUGGUAAAGACGGUAAAGUUCGCUAUCUAGUGAAAUGGCGUGAUCUUCCUUAUGAUCAAUCCACAUGGGAAGAUGGUGAGAUCACAGACGGUUUUGACAUUCCAGACUUCCAGAAAGCUGUCAACUAUUAUUGGGACCUCAGAAAUGCUGUUGAAAAUGCUAACAAAAAGUCAAGCAAAGGUAGAAGCAGCAAAGGCAAAAAAUCUCGUGACCCAAGGGAAGAGGGCAGUCGCAUGACACCACCCCCUGAUAAGCCAACAGUUGAUGAGGAAAUAAUUAAGACUCAGCCCAAGAAGAAAUAUGACCGUCAGCCUCCAUAUGUGGAUGCUACUGGUAAUGAACUGCAUCCAUACCAAUUAGAGGGUGUCAACUGGCUCCGCUUCUCCUGGGCUCACGGGACUGACACAAUCCUUGCUGAUGAAAUGGGUCUGGGCAAGACAAUUCAGACCAUUGUGUUUUUAUAUUCUUUAUACAAAGAGGGUCACUGUAGGGGGCCAUUUUUAGUUAGUGCUCCUUUAUCGACUAUCAUCAAUUGGGAGCGAGAGUUUGAAACAUGGGCUCCUGACUUUUAUGUUGUUACAUAUAUAGGUGAUAAAGACAGUCGUGCUGUCAUUAGAGAACACGAGUUUUCAUUUGAAGAAGGAGCGGUUCGAGGCAGCAAAUUCGGCAAGACUUGCAGAAUAAAAAAAGAUGUUCCUAUCAAGUUCCAUGUCCUUUUAACGUCCUAUGAAUUGGUGUGCAUAGAUACCACAAUGUUAGGCUCUAUAGAGUGGCAAGUGCUUGUUGUUGAUGAAGCUCAUCGUUUAAAGAAUAAUCAAUCAAAAUUUUUUAAAAUCCUAAAUGCUUACAAAAUAAAUUACAAGUUGCUCUUAACUGGAACUCCACUGCAAAAUAAUCUAGAAGAGCUGUUCCAUUUGUUGAACUUUUUGAAUUCCAAUCGUUUCAAUGAUUUACAAGGUUUCCUAAAUGAGUUUGCUGAUUUAGCAAAAGAAGAACAAGUAAAAAAAUUGCAUGAUUUACUUGGUAGUCAUCUCUUGAGGAGGUUGAAAGCAGAUGUAUUAAAGAACAUCCCUGCAAAAAGUGAAUUCAUUGUUCGUGUGGAUUUGGCUGCAAUGCAGAAGAAAUACUACAAGUUUAUAUUGACUCGUAAUUUUGAAGCAUUGAAUGCUAAAGGUGGUGGCCAUCAAGUUUCCCUAUUGAAUAUUAUGAUGGAUUUGAAAAAAUGUUGCAAUCAUCCUUAUUUGUUUCCAGCUGCUGCUCAGGAAGCUCCAAAAUUAUCUAAUGGAGCUUACGAAGGUUCAAAUUUAAUCAAAGCUUGCGGGAAACUGUUGUUGUUGCAAAAGAUGUUGAGAAAGCUUAAUGACGAAGGUCAUAGAGUUUUAAUAUUUUCACAGAUGACAAAAAUGUUAGAUAUUUUAGAAGACUUCCUUGAAGCUGAGCAUUAUAAAUAUGAAAGGAUAGAUGGUGGUAUUACAGGAAGUCAAAGACAAGAAGCAAUUGAUCGAUUUAAUGCUCCUGGUGCUCCACAAUUUGCCUUUUUACUGUCAACUAGAGCUGGUGGUUUAGGAAUCAAUUUAGCAACUGCAGAUACAGUCGUUAUCUAUGAUUCAGAUUGGAAUCCGCACAAUGAUAUUCAGGCAUUCAGCCGUGCACAUAGGAUAGGACAGUCUAAUAAAGUGAUGAUCUAUCGUUUUGUUACAAGAGCUUCUGUUGAGGAAAGAAUCACACAAGUGGCUAAAAAGAAAAUGAUGUUGACUCAUUUAGUUGUCAGGCCUGGUUUAGGAAGCAGAUCAAACACUAUGUCCAAACAAGAAUUAGAUGAUAUAUUGCGUUUUGGAACAGAACAAUUAUUUAAGGAUGACGAAGGGAAAGAAGAUACUAUACAUUACGAUUCAAAAGCUAUUGAUGAGCUGCUGGAUCGGACACAAGAAGGUAUUGAACAAAAAGAACUUUGGGCAAAUGACUAUUUGAGUUCCUUUAAAGUUGCUGCUUAUGUUACUAAAGAAGUUGAAGAGGAACCUGAAACCGAAAUUUUAAAACAAGAAGUUGAAUCUGCUGAUCCAGCAUAUUGGGAGAAAUUGCUUCGCCAUCAUUAUGAGCAACAGCAAGAAGACAUGGCAAGAACACUAGGAAAAGGAAAAAGAGUUCGUAAACAGGUCAACUACAAUGAUGCUAUGGGUCCACAAGAUGAUUCCACUUGGCAAGAUAAUCUGUCUGACUACAAUUCUGACUUCUCUGUUCCAUCUGAUGACAAUGAAGAUGACGAUGACUUCGAAGAGAAAAAUGAAGAGAAAGGCAUACGAGGACGCAAAGGUAGAUUGGGUCAAAAUGAGAGAGAUAAGCCAUUGCCACCUCUAUUGGCAAGAGUUGGUGGAAAUAUUGAAGUACUCGGAUUCAAUGCCAGACAGAGGAAAGCUUUCUUAAAUGCAAUUAUGCGCUAUGGCAUGCCACCCCAAGAUGCAUUUAAUUCACAAUGGUUGGUGCGUGAUUUGAGAGGCAAGUCUGAAAAGAACUUCAAGGCCUACGUUUCUCUGUUCAUGCGCCACCUUUGUGAACCUGGUGCUGACAAUUCGGAGACAUUUGCCGAUGGCGUGCCCAGGGAAGGGCUUUCGAGACAGCAUGUGUUGACAAGGAUUGGAGUCAUGUCCUUAAUCAGGAAAAAGGUUCAGGAGUUUGAGCACAUCAACGGCCUCUACAGCAUCCCGCCCGGGGAGCUGCCUCCGAACAAGGUCCCGGAGCAGGCGGCUCCGGCGCCGGCCAAUGGCGGGACGCCGAGCGACAGCAAGGAAUCGACGCCGGCUCCGACCCCUGCUUCCACGCCUGCCCCCUCACUCCCGCCCGACGAAAACAAGGAAGGGGAACCGCCAGACUCCACCAAGGAGAAGGACUCUGCCGAGGAAACCAAAGAAAAAACUGAAGAAAAGGAGAAAGAAAAGAAAACCGAAGAAAAGAUAGAGGAAAAGAAACCGGAAGAAAAAAAAGAGAAAACUAAUGACAAAGAAGUGAUAGAGGUGGAUUCUACUGUGAUCAAAAAAGAAGAAAAACCAGAAGUUUUUGAAGAUGAAGACAAAGAUGCAGAUAAAGAAAACAAAGGAAAAUCUAAUGAAAACAAAGAAAAAACUAAUGAUAAUAAGGCUGAAGUCAUUGAAAUUAAAGAUGAUGAGAAGCCUACGAAAGACUCUGAUAUCAAGGAGGAACCUACAGAGUCGAAGGGGAAGAGAAAAUUUAUGUUCAAUAUUGCUGACGGAGGAUUUACCGAGCUUCAUACGUUAUGGCAAAAUGAGGAACGUGCGGCUGUACCUGGGCGCGAAUAUGAAAUCUGGCAUAGGCGCCACGAUUAUUGGCUCUUAGCUGGAAUUGUGAAACAUGGUUAUGGUAGAUGGCAAGACAUACAGAAUGAUUUUGCUUUUAGUAUUAUUAAUGAACCUUUUAAGAUGGAUGUAGGUAAAGGAAAUUUCCUAGAAAUUAAAAAUAAAUUCCUUGCUAGGAGGUUCAAGCUUCUGGAGCAAGCAUUAGUUAUUGAAGAACAAUUAAGACGGGCUGCAUAUCUUAAUCUCACUCAAGAUCCCAAUCAUCCUGCUAUGGCUCUUAAUGCUAGGUUUGCUGAGUUAGAAUGCCUAGCUGAAUCUCAUCAACAUUUGUCUAAAGAAUCAUUAGCUGGUAACAAACCUGCAAAUGCAGUUUUACAUAAAGUGCUCAAUCAGCUGGAAGAGCUGCUCAGCGACAUGAAGUCGGACGUGAGCCGCCUUCCCGCGACCCUGGCCCGCAUUCCGCCGGUGGCCCAGAGGCUCCAGAUGUCGGAGAGGGGCAUCCUCUCUCGCCUGACCGGGCAGCCCCAGCCCCAGCCGGGCCCCAACUCCCAGGGCCAGAGCCCUGCAUUUGCCAGCACACAGCAACAGCAGCCCCAACAGCAGCCAGAUACCGAGAACCAGGACUUUGUUCGCACGUGGAAUGAACCGUCAUCGACGCUGACGUCCUCUCUUCUCUUCUCUUCCCUCGCUGCAGGUGGUUAUCCGGGUGGCGGCGCCACGCCCCAGCAGCUAUUCCAGGGCUCCGGGGCCGGAUAUCCGGGCUACGGCCAGAGGAACCAAUUCAACAUGGCCCAGUCCCUGCUCUCACAGACGCUUACCCAACCAGAUUCCCCGUUUUCCACAGGCAGUCAACCACUCGGACAACACACAAUGCCUAUGCAGGCUAACUCAGUCUCAAAAGUCUGACCGGAGUAAUCUGUGCCCUUUCGCUUGAUCUGAACUAGUGGACUUCCUGCAUCCUUUGAAGAAUGGCAUGUGCUUUGUGAAGAACAUCCGACGGGGUGGGGUUCGCGAUACCGGAGGAGGGGCAGACAGCUGGAAAGGAGAGAAACGAAAGAACAAAAAAUCAGUGGCACAAAUUAGGAACAAUUCAACAGCCCUAUUGGACGUCGACCAACUUCUGAAACAUCGCAAUUUAUUUUUGAAAGCAACUGCUGAAAAUUUUUGAACAAAAGACAAUUCUGCUGACAGUUUUUGGUAUUGCUGGUGUGAAAGAUUUUCCUCUUCAUGCUUUCAGUAGGUAUUAUUACUAGGUACAGAAACGCGGCUAUACCGCGGACAAGUGAGGAAGAGCUAAAUUAACUAAAACAUCAUACUUCAGAAUCUUAACCCUGCUUUUGUUGUUAUUUUAAAGGCAUUUUUGGACUGUGACAAUGCCCUGGAAUCUUAAGCACGAAAUUUUUUCCACAUAAGGAAAAUAAUUGCGAUGGAAUUUGUUCUUUUAAAAGAAAAUGAGUCAUUCCCGACAGCUUUAGAACCUCUAACCGUCCUAUGCCCCAUCCCCGUCACAACGAACAAAUCGAACCACAGACAUGUUAUGGAGCUUCUUAGUUCCAAUUCCAAGAAAGUGGAAGACACCCUGACAGCAUCCACUUGACAAGCGCUGUUGGGGCUCCAGUGCGAGAUCGGCUUCUUGAGGAAACAGCAAGUCCCAGAUCUUUCUUGAAAACGGAGAGAUCGCCAACCAAAAAUAAAAUAAAAACAUUCCAAAAUGCUUCGUUCCCCCCAACCCGCGGUCCUGGACUUGAGAGGAGAAGUGAAGAGGACCUUUGCACCGGAAAGACGAAAUAGUUCCUGUCUCUUUUGUCUACUUGUAAUAAUAAAAGGAACUCACUCGACAUGUAUUUAUUUUUGUUUUUCACUGCCAAGUUCUUUCUUUUCAUGUCUUUAAUGUCUGGCAGAUGUGCUCUACAUAUUUAAGCAAAAAUUUAUGUGUGCCUCUUACUGCGUGCUUAUGAUUUUGACACCAUCAUCAAAAUUGCUUGCUUUUAAAAAUGUAUAAAGAAACCCAAAUGUAAUAUCUACAAAACCACUAAAACAAAGACCUGCUAAUGUACUUAACUGUAAUUUUUGGAAUUACAAAAUAAUUUUUGCCAAUUUUCAACGGUGCUACAUUACUAGGAACAAAUGUUUGCUCAAUACAAUUAUAUUCAUUUCAAAUUUAUACUUCAAAAAAUAUUUUUUCCCACCACUGUGGAAAGAUGUCAUUUAUUUUAAGAACUCAGAAGCAUGGAACAAACUGGAAUGCUUUUUAUCCCACCUUAUUUCAACAAUGAUGUAAUCAUUUUUCAGAUAAAUUUUAAUUAAUUUAUAUUCAAGGUCAAAAAUAUUUUUUUUCUUUAAUUUUUAAAAAAGCGAGUAACAUUGAAUUCAUACUAAAAAUAUUCCAUUAAAAAAAUGGAUUGAUAUUUAUAUUUGCCAAUUUCUGAAAAAAUCAGAAUUGUUUAUUUAUUGUUUAAAAUGUGUGUACAUUAUAGGAAAAUGAAUCAACUUUUUUAUUUCUCUUAAAUGACUACUUAAAAAGAGAAUGGGAUUUGUAGAGUGCUCAAAAACUUUUAUAUUAAGUGGCUCAAUAUUAUUACGUCUUAUGAAAAUGAAAAAAAAAAAAAAGCUACCAUUGUUGUCAAAGUUAUUCCAGUGCUGUCAUUUGCUCUACUUAAAAAGGCUACUGCUAAAAAAAAACCUAAUUUUGAUUGUUCACAUGUUAGGUGCUAUUCUCUCAUUGAAAAGUACUUUUUGUACAGUUAUUUGAAGAUAGAUAUGAUUGGAGCAUUUCACGCAUUACAGAUCACACAUUAUCCAUCGAACUCAAAGUUUUCAUUUCUUUUAGCUAUGCAGGUAUCUUCACAUCAAAAACAUGAAACCCAGUUAUAAUUUUAUGUUUCCCUUACAGUUACUUAUUACUUUUCAUUUACAUAAUUUGGAUAGAAUUCUUUAAAAAGUAUACGCCUAGUACAAGGUCUUUCUCUUAAAGGAAAUUUUUUCAGUCAGCUUUGUGCACAGUAGGUUUUUAUAUUUACAUCCAACAAGUUUAUUACACUUCAGUUAGUUUUAUUUAGAAAUGUAUUUCUUGUGUACAGUUUUGAGUAAAGAUUCAAAGAAAAAAAAGGGGCGAGGAGGAAUCUAAAAGAAAGCCAAAAAAAAAAAAAAAAAAAAAAAAAACUGAGGAGGAGAAAUUUAAAGACAUCAAUAAUUCAUUUAGUAUUGAAAUAUACUUGAACUGCAUGAUUAUGAACAUCAUGCAGUUCAAGUGUCACCAUGUUUUUUUCCCCUAAAAAAAACAGAAGUCUUUUGUUGUCUUGAACAAUGAACUCAACCAUUGGCUAAAUAAGACCCUAACCAUUUGAUGACACAUUCUCAUUAUUCAUGACAAACAAGAAUGCAGUUCAGCUUUAUAUAACUGUAAAUGGCACACUGAUUAAGAAAUUGAUCACUCGUCUAUUUCCAUGACUAAAUUGUUCUCUUCUUAUGGUAAUUUUCCCCCUAUAUCUAUACCGUUAUGAAUCAUAAAGUUUUCUAGCUAUGUCAUAAUUGAUCGUCACACUUAGCUAAUUAGUGCAGAAAUCAGUUCGGAAGAAAAUAGUAGCAAAGUUGGGAAUACAAUGUUCUAUAUUUUCCAAGCGAACAAAAUCAUCAAAAUAAAAUGGCUGUUACAGGAUUUACUGUAAGAGGCAGGCAUAAAUAUUUUCCUUUUAUUUUAAGAAGGAUAAAACAUGUUUCAGAAAGUGGCAUAGGUGUAAUAUACAGCUGCAAAGGUCUAUUUUAGUCUUUUCAAUUAAUUUUUUUUUCUUAUUGUUUUCCUAUAAGAAUGAAAUUUAGUCCCUUUUCUUCCAAUUAAAACAUUUCUAAUUGCUCUGUAAGAAUAAGCUUUAUAAUAAUGACAAAAAAAAAAAACGUAGGUUUUUUUGCUGGACAUAUGCUCAACAUAUCACAUUUCUUUUUCUGCUGAAUUACGUAUAUAUUCAAAAGAUUGAAUUUGAUUUGUAACAGACCAACAGAUCCUGAUAGUUUAUGUUGAUCAAGCUUUUGUUCAUAAAAUACUUUCUGUACUUGAAAAUGAGAAUAUUUUAGAAAAAUCAUUAUUUGUUAGAGACAAAAAAUUUCAUAAAACUAACCAUAAUGUCAUAGAAUUUUUCAUAACUUGUAUCCAUUCAAGUAAAUAUAUGAUAAAUAAGUAUUUUUAAAUAAUAGUUUUUUCUGCAUAUUUCAAAUGUGAAUGAACAAUAAAAGGAAAUAAAAUAACCUUUUUCAAUACAAAUAUUUUGCUGUGAAUAAUCAAGUCUACAAAGUUAUUUUUUCAGAUAUAACAGGAAACAGUUUUAUAAUUGCUUAAACACUUAUCGUUUUUAAUUUAUUUUUUAAAGCAUUUUUAUACAGUCUCAUAUGACUAUAAAGCAAAAGUCUAUACCUGUAUGAUAGAAUAUUAUUUUUUCUUUAAAAAGUUAAUAAUAAUCAGUUAUUGAAAGCUCACACAACAGCAAUUACAAUUGCUUCUAAAAAGGAUUUCAGUUAUAUUUACAUGGAUCCAUGAAAGGUGAAACAAUGGGAUGAAAACAUAAAAAUAUUUGUAUUGUAAAAUGAAUGAAAUAGGAUUUACAUUUUUGCAAUAUUUGCACAAACCAAGUAGUUUUCUUAGAGCUGAAAAUGUCUUUAGAGGUAUCAUAUUUUUCAUCUUAGGAAGAAAGAUAGUGCCUAGGUUAAUUUAAAGAUUUUAAGUUAAAACACUAUAAAAACCUAAAAAUUCAAAAAAAAAAUUUAAAAACUCUCACGUUGGAUCUUUUUAAUUAUAGUUCUCCUAGAACACCUAGAAUAGGGGCCUUAAGUUAACCUAAAAAGGAUCAUAUGAUAUAAAUUAAGAAUUGGGAAUAAAAUAAUAAGUAUUUGAAUACUAAUAAUUCCGAAUAUAAUCACUAAGAUUUUCUACAAACUACAAUUUCAAAAUAAAAUUAGAAUUAUAAUUAAAUUGCUUUCUUUGAGUAAUGCUAAUUAAAUGUAAGAACAGAAGAACAAAGUAGGGUUUUCUGACUGGUAAAUGAAUGCUUAAUUUCAACAGAGUUUCACUGUCAAAAAUUCGACCGCUAAGAACUAGAAGUUAGUGUAUACGUGACAGAAAAAACAUUUUUGUUGAUACAUGUAAGUAUUUCAAAGACAUUGGGAGCACUUUUAAAGCUCUGCUUCAUGUUUUUGGGGGGAAGAGGGGGGGGGGGGGAUAGAUAAAAAGUGGUGAAUCAAACUAGUAAAGGGUCACGUCUGACUUCCAAAGAAACAUGGAAUUUUUUAGUCUAUAGAAAUACAGGAUUUUUCGUUUUAAACCAAAAUUUCAUUGAGGCUUCUUCAUACUCUGUUGAUAUUUUGCACUCUUUUUUUUUUAAUUUUACACACUAUUUAUUAUGUUCUUUUUCUUUCAGAGCUUUCUGUGGUUUUCUCCUUUAUCUUUACAAAAUUGUUUUCCUUAAUGGAUUAUUUUUCUUUCCUUUCCAUUUCUUUAAAAAAAAUUGGUAGAAGGAAAUCACUUUUGCCAAUUACAUAAGAAAAAAGCUUUAUAUUUAAAAAAAAUACCCCAGCUUUUUCACAGCUUUGAGGUGAAAACCAGCAAUCACAAUGAAAACCUGAAGCUUAAAAAAUAUUUUAAACAGCAAAACACGUGUGAGUGAUAUAUUUUUCAAUUUGAAUGUUGCAACAAACACUUUCUCACAUUUAGUAAAAAAUAAAACUAUUAGUUGAAUCAAGUUUGAAAAAUGUUUUGAGCCCUUUUCAAAGAGUUUAAAUUUUAAGCAGAUAACUUAUACUUUGCAUGGUUAUAAAAGAAACAUCUUAUGCCACUUCUGAUUUACUUUUUAUCUUCCUUAAGAAGAUGCUUUUAUCUUCAAACCUGAAAGCAUCAAUGUAACUUCAUAUUCAUCUCAAAAGAUUGUAUCUUUAUGAUUAAAUCAGUGAAAAAGAAACUGAAUGCAAAAUAAAAUUUCAAAUUUUUAA